CACCAACAGACUUACGCAAUUCAAUGAGCCUCAAUAUCACAGCGAACUGCUCCGAUGUCCCAUGCUGGACCUGUCGUCGCCGACGCCUCAGGUGCGACCGAGCGCUCCCCACCUGCGGCAAAUGCGCAUCUUCGCAGCGACCCUGCCAGGGAUACGGCAAAGACAAGCCUUUGCGAUGGACAGACAGUGUGGCCAGCCGCGGCAAAUUAAUGGGCAAGAAGGUCCCACGCCAAGAGCAACCCCCAAUCAGUCGGGUCCUGAAUGAUCCGAGCGUGCAGGACUUGUCUCCAUCGAUGCGACACUACAUUACCUAUUUUGCCCAAGAGUGCUGCCAGGAAUGCGUGCUAUAUGACUUCGAACGGGCAAAUCCGUUCAAAGAGUUCAUUCGAUUGAUCCCGUCAUGUCCGGGAUUAUGCCACACAAUGGUGUCAGUUGCAGCUCUACAUCAGGCCUUCCGGAUCGCAGCAGCCCAAUGCAACGAAAGACCUGUGACGCCCAAUUCAAAUCCUACUGAAAUUCAACCUCUGCACCAGUUACCAGCAUACUACGAUGCUCUAGACCACAAACAGCGAGCUCUCGGUUUCUUGAGAAGCGAAGCAAAUGCCGGAUCCUUCAGUAAUCCGGACGGUGUCAUUGCAUCCAUGAUUAUGUCCAUAUGGCUCGAGCUCAUGGAUUCCGGACGAAAUACUUGGAGAUACCAUCUUCGCGGACUGAGAGAAGUGAUGCCAAAACGAGGCUUAUCCCUCGCCCUAUUCAAAGACGAAGAAGAAUUGGCCACUGGUCUCCCUCAAAUGAGCGAAUACUUUGACACAAGCUACGCCGUUCUGGAAAUUAUAGGGUCAACAUUUGUCAAGGCCAAACAGGCUUAUCAGCCGCUCUUCUCGAUGUCCCCUACCCUCGACAUCCUGAAACGUUCCGAGUCCCAGACAUGGACCGGGUGCCCCGCAACCCUCCUCUACGUGCUUUCUCUCGUGAAUGCAGUGGCCGCGAGAGCUCAAGAAAUCCCUCCAGAUGUGAUUGGCAACAUCCUAACGCAUCUGCGGAACUUUUGUCCAAUGAAGUGGGCACUGACAGGUGCGGAAACUCACUAUAUAAAACCAAGAUACCAACUUGCCUGUAUCUGGCAAGCAGCAGUCGAGAUAUACGCGCUGCAGGUCUUCCCAACUUCUUCCAACGAAGGGAGAAUCACGAAUUCCCUGGAUCUGAGCUUUCACCAUCUCGAAUCCCUACUCCCUGCGGACGUCCAUCUCAAAGGCAUUAUAUGGCCUGCAUUUGUCAUUGGCGCCGAGGCGCAAACACCCUUUCAAAUGGGACUAAUUACUGAUGUGUUUGGACGUUUGUGGACAUUAUGGCGCUGUCAGAAUGUGGCAAAUGCCUUGAAGGUGCUUGAGAAGAUUUGGGCUCGUCGAGCUGAGGAAGGGUCAUUUAGACGGUGGAUCGAAUAUGUCUAUGAGUGGGGUGACGAUUGGAUGUUCAUAUAGUCCUUCCAUUCCUUGAUUAUAUUCCAUACGGGCUGGUCAAACUAAAUAGCACGAUUUCUAUUGCAUCACAUUACUUUUG
This is a messenger RNA of Aspergillus versicolor CBS 583.65, 1560 nucleotides long. RefSeq lists its product as uncharacterized. The transcript has 3 exons. Lineage: Eukaryota; Fungi; Ascomycota; Eurotiomycetes; Eurotiales; Aspergillaceae. The coding region runs from base 24 to 1481 and encodes 485 amino acids. Gene Ontology annotation, molecular function: zinc ion binding; DNA-binding transcription factor activity, RNA polymerase II-specific; transcription cis-regulatory region binding. Gene Ontology annotation, cellular component: nucleus. The record is from RefSeq and is a predicted model, not a curated record. Gene Ontology annotation, biological process: positive regulation of transcription by RNA polymerase II.